Durotheca rogersii is the source of this 844-nucleotide messenger RNA. RefSeq names its product L30e-like protein. Gene Ontology annotation, cellular component: U4/U6 x U5 tri-snRNP complex; box C/D methylation guide snoRNP complex; precatalytic spliceosome. Bases 368 to 754 code for a protein of 128 amino acids. NCBI's taxonomy places the organism in Eukaryota, Fungi, Ascomycota, Sordariomycetes, Xylariales, Xylariaceae. Gene Ontology annotation, biological process: mRNA splicing, via spliceosome; maturation of SSU-rRNA. The transcript is spliced from 4 exons. The record is from RefSeq and is a predicted model, not a curated record. Gene Ontology annotation, molecular function: RNA binding.
GCUCUCGUUACGGCGCCGGAACGGGGUAAUGUAGGUCCGUAAAUGAAGCCACAGGGGGGACCUCGCCUUCAGCUACCAGCCCCCAUGUACCGGCACAACAUCAUUGGACAAUAUCGGGUGCAUUUAUGGGGGGGUACCUAGGUCGACGAGUAAUAUCCCUAAGUGGUUAGUUUGAGGUACUUGGGCCUGGAAUUUCGACAGCUUCUUAUCGCCUUUCUUUUCCCUUUCUCUUAUCGCCUUCCCUUUUUUUUCUGUUGGCGAAUCUCAGCUCCCUCCCUACCGGCUUCAUCGACUUUUCUCCUUCAACCCACAACUUCCCACACACCUCCGCAGGGCGAGCCAACGCAAGGAACCCUGCACCGUCGCGAUGUCUGCCAACCAAGACCAAAGCGCUGCCUGGCCUGUGGCCGACCAGGGCCUAACCCAAGAAAUCCUCGACCUCGUGCAGCAAGCCAGCCAUGCUCGCCAGCUCAAGAAGGGGGCCAACGAAGUCACCAAGACCCUGACGCGAGGCAUUGCCGAGGUUGUCGUUCUCUCCGCCGACACCACGCCGCUCGCGAUCCUCCUCCACCUACCACUGCUUUGCGAAGACAAGAAUGUGGUAUACGUAUAUGUCCCUAGCAAGAUUGCCCUGGGGCGUUCCUGCGGCGUCAGCCGUGCUGUCAUCGCGGCAUCAAUCACCACCAACGAGGCCAGCGAUCUCUCGAACCAGAUCCGGAGCUUGAAGGAUAAGAUCGAGCGCCUCAUGAUCUAAGAUACCCUAGAGUCGGAAAAGGAAUUCGGGGUGUUGAAUGACAUGGGAAGAUGCGGUGGCUGUGAAAGCCACCGGUAGGUAGUCCAGGGA